GCUAUCCCAGGCUGUCAUUCCCGGCAGUGCCGCUGGAGGAGCCGUUUCCCCUCACGGCCCCGGAAGGCGCGGGGCGGGCCGGGCCGGCGGAAGCGACGCGGGCGGGGCCAUGUCCGGGAGCGCCGAGCGGCGGCCGCAGUUCAUCGCAGGCUGCAUGUACCGAGUCCUUCAGACCACGGGACCAGAUGGAAAAAACCUCCUGAAAUUGCUCCCCAUUUCCAAACCUUCGGGAAGCUUUGUGCCGCUAGUUCAGGCUCCAGCCAUGCCAAAUAGCCCUGCAGGGAACAUCUCCACCCCUGUCCAUCUUACCUUUAAGACCCAGCUCGGCAGUUCUGCUGCACCUUCAUCCGUUAAGAUCUUCCAGUCUCCUAAUCCGGGGAAGAUCAUUCUUACGAGGACGUUAGAGAAGCAGGAGGGUGUCAGGGCAGAUUCUGAGAAGGAGGGCUUGGUUCCCGGUGCCAGUGUGCAGGGCAGGGGCUCUGUGCAGGACGUGGCCGUGCCCGGCUCCUCACCCCAGAGCGGCACAGCCUACAUGGUGGUCAACAGAAACCCCCUCCCAGCACAGAACCCCGGCAAGCCCCUGGUGCUGCCCUCCGGCCACCACCUGCAGAUCCCGGCUGAUGCCGAGGUGAAGUCUGUCCCGGCGUCCCUGCUGCCCCCGGCCAUCCAGCAGAAGAUCCUGGCGGCCGCAGCCACCUCUGCGUCCGACGGCUCCAAGAUGCCGACGGUGAUUUACGUGUCCCCUGUGAACACCGUGAGGACCCCCCAGGCCCUCUCCAAACGGAUGCAGGCCUUGUGCCCCCAGAGCAGCCCCGAGGCUCCCAGAACCCUGCUGUUGGCAGCAGCCCCAGAGGGGGCCGUGUGCUGGCCCGGCCGAGGGGGCCGCCGGCGCCACCAGGCCCCCAUGAAGUGGAUCGUGCAGGAGGCCACUCCGGUCACCCCGUGCCUCAUCCCCGUGAAAUCCUCCAACAACGUGGCUUCCAAGAUCCUGAAAACCCUGUCGGACACCAAGAACGUGGGAGUGAGCUCUGCCAGCGUCCUGCCCCUCUGCCCCAGCGGGCCCGGGGCCGGCCAGACCAAACUGACGCCGCUGAAGGACAAUGCCCUGGUCAUGUACAACGGGAAGGUCUAUCUGCUGGCCAAGAGGGGCUCUGACAUCCUGGCAGCUCAGGCUGAGAGACAAACCCCCUCCUCUCCUGAGCCCUCACUCAGAAAGGAGACGCCCCAGCGCGUGGACUCCUCUGCUGUCAACCAGAUCACCAGCAAAGUGGUCAACCUGGUGCUGUCCAAGAACAAAGGGGUGCUGCUGGCCCACGACCCAAACCCACGGGCAAGACCUCCAACAUUCCUCCCCAACGACUCCAGAGCCGCCCCCGCGGCCCCAGUGCUGGCCGGUGCUGCCCAGCAGGAUCCUGGGGCCAUCCAGGGCCAUCCCUGGCCCUGCUCCACACCCAUGGGAGACACCCCAGGCCCGGCUGGGGGGCACAGGGCACCGUGGCAGGGACAGUACCCCGGCCCAGGGCAGCGGGGGCUGUGUCACCCCAGUGGGAGAGGAACAGGCUCCAGUGCAGACUGGCCCAAGGAAAAAUUGGGGCUCACCAAGGAGGAGAGAGUUUACCUGAGGAGAAUCCCACUGAUUCAGAUCCUGGGAGAAUCCAGAGGAAAGGGCUGUUCCAGUGACAGCCUGGAAAGGAGAAGUGAUUCCUGCAGCUCAUCCUCCCUGGAUGGAAUAGGGAACUGCCUGCAGAAUGUGUUCCAGAGAAAAGAUAUCGCGGAUCCGGAGGAGGAUCUGACCAGGAAAGGAAAAUCAGAUCCUCCCCCGUCAGACAGCAGGAAUGAGAGGGAAACUCCUCAAUCCACAAGCCCAAGUUCAGAAACCACCAAUGCACUUCCCAGGAGCGUUUCACCCCCUCCAGCCUCCCCGGAGCCGAGCAUUCCCACGGGAUCCUCCAGAGCUUCCCAAAGGAGGGACUCGGAGCCAGGGACACCCCCGGCGGGCAGCGCUGGCACGGACUUGGAGAUCCCAGAGCUGGUGGCUCCCGGAGGGGCUCCCUCCCUUCUGGAAGGUUCCUUCCGGGACGACGCUUUCCCGGCGGCUCCCCCAGACCUGGACGAGACGACGGACGAGAAGAUCAAGCGGCUGAAGCAGCUCCUGCGGGAGAGGGAGGCGGCGCUGGAGGAGAUGAGGAGGGAGAUGCAGCAGAGCUGAGACUCCCCUGGGCCCCAUUCCUCUGCCAGGGAGAAACCCCCGAUGGAAUAAGCAGCCUCAUGAAUUCCAGGCUGUGGGUGUGUUUGGAAUUCCGUGUGGAAUGCCGGGAAUGGGAGACUUGGAGCGUCUGAUCCCGCCCUGGGACAUGGCCCAGCACGGGCAGCAGAGUUUCCAUUGCACAGGGCCAGGUUUGGGGCUGGCAAAGGAAUUUUGCAAUCCCAGGGCCUGGUGCAGGCUGGGAAGCCCCUGGGAAAUUGUGGAUGUGCUUUGGGUUGUUCUCCUCAAAUGCAUGAGAACUUUUUUGGUGAAUCCCUGAGAACUUUUUUGUGAACCCUUAAGAACUUUUUCAGUGAAUCCCUGGGAACUCAUUUUGUGAAUCCCUGAGAACAAUUGUCAGGCAGAAGGCUGUGAGCGCUCCGUGGGUUACUGGAUGUAUUUAAGGGAUGUGGGAAUGGGACUGUCAGGCAGUGACAGUGCAGCUAUUUAUACAAACCCUGGAGAAGGAGCCCUGGCUCUCCCUGUGGUUCCUGUGAGCCUUUAUAAGGCCUUGGCCAGCUGUGCAAUGUGGGGCUUUGCCCAGUUGGGAGGGUGAGCUGUGGGUUUUUUAACCAGAACUCUGUCAAUAAUAAUUUCUUCAGCCCCAGGUGGUGUCUGUAACAUCCCUGGUGGUGUCUCUGGAUUUGUUGAUCCUGGACGUGGCUUGUGCCACCCCCGCUGAUGGUCCCUUGGUGUGUGGGGUGGGAUGACUUUGGACCCCCACCCUCUGUUGUCCGUGUCUUUGGCUCCUGCAGCUCCUCCCUCUCUUUGACAACAAUUAAGAACUUUUUAUUUUUUCCCAG
Chiroxiphia lanceolata (lance-tailed manakin) is the source of this 3048-nucleotide messenger RNA. It is a transcript of the gene LRIF1, whose product is annotated as ligand dependent nuclear receptor interacting factor 1. The record is from RefSeq and is a predicted model, not a curated record. Gene Ontology annotation, biological process: regulation of DNA-templated transcription. NCBI's taxonomy places the organism in Eukaryota, Metazoa, Chordata, Aves, Passeriformes, Pipridae. Gene Ontology annotation, molecular function: nuclear retinoic acid receptor binding.